AUGAGCUUUGAUCAUCAACUGCUAUCUGAAUCUCGUGAGUUCGAAUCUGCCGACACAACGAAAGCCAGUCUACCACAUACAAACAAUUUAAAGAAUGACCAGUCACAAGAUAUUCAUUCUUCUCAUUCAGAAGAGGAAACUAUAUUACAACAACCAAGUAAUGUUUUACAAUCGUCCAACAAUGGGUCUCACUUGAGUUUGGGGUCGCCUAUGCAUGAUCAUUUAUCACAAUUUGAAAAUCAAGAUAAAUUGAGUGAAAGUGAUAAAUUACCACAACCAGUACAGAACUCGAGUAGUAUUGCAAAUGAAUCUGGAUUGAAUACUUCAAGACAUGAAGGUUCUGCUCUGCUGACAGGUCAAGACCACGAGGGAAAUGAACACGUGGAAGCCACUAAAGUAUCACAGGGUAUGCCUCUCAGAGUUCCAGGGACAUUUGACGUCAGUGCCUUGACAGGAGAGAAUGAAAAGGAAGAAGAAUACUAUCAAUUACGUGAAACAAUCAAUAAAAGUGAAAGUAAAGACUCAAUUGGACCUGGAGGGAUUGAAGGUGUCAGUCAGAGGGACACAAGUUCCAACCUUGCGUUAAGUGAAUCUGCAGGUGUUAUUGCAGAGGAAGGUGAGAGUGAGCGCAAUACGUUGCAAACAAGUGACGCCGCCGCAGAACAAGCUGACCAAGACGACAGGGAAAUUUCGCCUGACGAUUCUGCAUUUCUGACUGCCUCUUAUUACAAGUCACACAAGGAGGAGGACGAACUAAGCGACGUAAAUGCGGAGUCCGAGCAUACCGAUAUGAACAGUCCUCAAGUCGACUCUCACCUGCAUACUUAUAAGCCCACAUUAGAUCCAGGCAAACCCACACAUUUUGCUCAACCUCCCGCAAUCGACAUCAACCAGUAUUUAAACCAAAGCGAUGAAGAUGACUCAUCAAGUAAUUUGGUGUACUCCCCAAACUUAAAGAACGAGUUAGAUAGAAUACCAACAAUCGAAAAUGAAAACAUUGAUGAUAUCCCUCCAGUGAACCCACUACGUUACCAGCACCAAUAUCACCAAACUCCAUCUAUGGAACCGGAGAAACUAGAGGAUCAGAGCAGAAAUGUUUCUUCGACUUCAACAGUUGUUAGAACACCAAAAGAGGAAACUUCAGCAAAGGCUGCAAGGACAAAUCAAUCCACAGUGCAUAACCAAACUGCCGCAAUUACGCCGGUGCCCCCUAGUACAACCAAAUUCCCAUCGUACCUGAAUUCAUCAACCACAUCAACGUUGGUGAACUCUUCAAAUGGUACUUUACCAUCACCUAAUCUAUCAAUUGGUCUCAAUAAUGCCAAACAGUCACCGAAAACUGAGAAGAAGAAAAACAAAAUGCGGGAAGUGUUUUCGUCGAUGUUUGGCAAAAGUAAAGCCUCAUCUGCGCCUGCUCCUCCGUCGCCAGAGCUCAAUAUGAAAAUCAGUACUCCUUUCAACGCAAAACAUGUUGCUCAUGUAGGCGUUGAUGAUGAUGGUUCGUAUACGGGUUUACCUGUUGAGUGGGAAAGGUUGUUAGCAGCUAGUGGUAUCACCAAAAAGGAGCAAGAGCAACACCCUCAGGCUAUGAUGGAUAUAGUGGCAUUUUACCAAGAUUCAAAUGAAAAUCCGGAUGACCAUGCUUUUCAAAAGUUUGGAGUCAACAAAAACAAAAGCGAUUCGAGUGGAUCUGAGAAUUUUGAAAAUACGCCUCCUGCAACGCCUAGUAGUGAAUCAAGGAGCCCACAACGAGUGUCAACAACGUCACUAGAUAAGGUUGUCGAAAGUCACCAAGAAACUCCAAAACAAGGAAGGGUCUCACCAUCACAAACUAGAGGGCAAUCACAAACACCUCAACAGGUCACACCAAAAGUGCACCAAGAGAAUCAAUUCAUUCCUAGCAGACCUGCUCCAAAGCCACCCUCGACGCCAGGAUCAUCCCAAAGUAUAAAUCGAACACCCACAUUGCAGAAGCAAGGAUUAGACUAUACUCCAAGACAAGCCCGCACAUCACCACCAAAUCAAACAAAGUCACCGGCUCAUUUGGAGAAAAAAACUCAAUCACAAAAAUCAGUCAAAUCAUUGAGAGCUCAAACUAAUGGUGGCAUUGACAAGUUCAACAACAUACCUGCACCCCCUCCUCCACCAGUACCAUCAAACAUUCCCAAAUCGAAAUCGCAUUCUGCUUCCUUAUCUAGUCGAAUUAAACCUGCCACUACGGGUUCCACUACAGCCCCUGUUGCACCAACUCCUCAAUUUGAUGAUUUAAACGUACCUAAACAAAGAAAGAAUGAGUUUAGCACACAUCGAGCACCACCACCGCCACCCGUACCAGUACAUCAAGCAAUUCCUCCUCGUAGCGACCCACAACAAGCCCUUGCUGAUGCAACAGCACCAACAACAUUGAAAGAGGGACAGCAAAGUAAAUUUCAAGAAGCGCAAAAGAGAUUGAGAGAGCAAAAGGCCAGAGAGAUUGAAGAGAUCCAGAAAAGGCAGCAGGCUAAAAAGUUGGAACAACAAAAGCAAGAGCAAUUGAAUCAACCUGCCGCACAACUGAAUAUAGACCCUAACGGUGCCGCACCUACAUUGAAAAAAUCAUCUGGUGGUACUGUGCGUGAUGCCAAACAAGCUGCUCUUAUAGCACAGAAGAAACGUGAAGAAAAGAAACGUAAAAAUCUUCAAAUUAUUUCCAAGCUACAAAGCAUAUGUACCCAGGGUGAUCCAAAGGAGUUAUACGUUGACUUGAUCAAAAUAGGACAAGGUGCCUCUGGUGGUGUUUAUAUUGCUCACGAUGUAUCAAAAGGCAACUGUACUGUUGCAAUCAAACAAAUGAACCUUGAACAACAGCCAAAGAAGGAGUUGAUUAUCAAUGAAAUUUUGGUUAUGAAAGGAAGCAAGCAUCCCAAUAUUGUCAAUUAUAUUGACUCUUACUUAGUCAAGGGCGAUUUAUGGGUCAUUAUGGAGUACAUGGAAGGUGGAUCGUUAACAGAAAUUGUUACUCACAGUGUCAUGACGGAAGGACAAAUUGGCGCUGUAUGUCGUGAAACUUUGAAGGGACUAAAGUUUUUGCAUUCAAAAGGUGUCAUUCACCGUGAUAUAAAGUCGGAUAAUAUAUUGCUAGAUAUCAAUGGUAAUAUCAAAAUGACUGAUUUUGGUUUCUGCGCUCAGAUAAAUGAAAUCAAUUUGAAACGAACAACUAUGGUGGGGACACCAUACUGGAUGGCACCUGAAGUUGUUUCAAGAAAAGAGUAUGGGCCAAAAGUUGAUAUUUGGUCGUUAGGUAUUAUGGUGAUUGAGAUGAUUGAAGGUGAACCACCAUAUUUGAACGAAACCCCACUUCGUGCAUUGUACCUCAUUGCAACUAAUGGAACUCCAUCUUUAAAAGAGCCAGAAGCAUUAAGUUAUGAUAUUCGUAGAUUUUUAUCAUGGUGCUUACAAGUUGAUUUCAAUAAGCGUGCCACUGCUGAUGAUUUGUUACAUGAUAAAUUUAUAUUAGAAAGUGAUGAUGUGGAAAGUUUGAGUCCGUUGGUGAAAAUUGCCAGAAUGAAAAAGGCUACUGAGCAGGAUUAG
Molecule: messenger RNA, 3570 nt
Organism: Lodderomyces orthopsilosis Co 90-125
Lineage: Eukaryota; Fungi; Ascomycota; Pichiomycetes; Serinales; Debaryomycetaceae
Gene: CST20
Product: mitogen-activated protein kinase kinase kinase kinase
Exons: 1
Coding region: 1-3570 (1189 amino acids)
Biological process (GO): intracellular signal transduction; regulation of MAPK cascade; protein phosphorylation
Cellular component (GO): cytoplasm
Molecular function (GO): protein serine/threonine kinase activity; ATP binding
Source: RefSeq, a predicted model, not a curated record